GGACAAGCGUGACCACCAACACUGAUUAAAUUUCUUCCUUUACUCUCUGUUUUUAAGAACUGAGUCUGGGUCUCUCUGCUCAGAGAGAGAGAGAGAUGGGUGUGAGAAUUUGGAUCCCUUUUCUUCUUCUCUCUUUUGUAUAGUGAGUAGUGGACAAAGACCACUUCUUCUCAGAAGAAGAUGGCAAUAAAACAAACUGAUCAUCAUCAACAGACACAACAACAAACAAAAUCAUUCUUGUUAGAUGCUCUUUACUGUGAGGAAGAACAAUGGGAGGGGGAGGAGGAGGAGGAGGAGAAGGAGGAGGAAGGACAAGAGGCUUUAGAGAGAGAAAGCAACAUGAACAAGAACAACAAUAAUGGAAGGAAUUCUUCUCUCUUAUUAGAGCAAGAUCUGUUUUGGGAAGAUGAAGAGCUUCUCUCUCUCUUCUCUAAAGAAGAGCAAACCCAUCUCGGUUGGUUUGACAAUGUUGAGACAGAUUCUUCUCUUCUCUUGGCUAGGAAAGAGGCUGUGGAGUGGAUUCUAAAAGUCGAUGCUCACUAUGGAUUCUCAACUUUGACAGCCAUACUUGCAAUCAAUUACAUUGAUAGGUUUCUCUUUAGCCUUCAUUUUCAGAAGGAUAAGCCAUGGAUGAUUCAACUUUCAGCCGUGACUUGUCUUUCUUUGGCUGCUAAGGUUGAAGAAACCCAAGUGCCCCACCUCCUAGAUCUUCAAGUAGAGGGAACAACAGAGUAUGCGUUUGAGCCCAAAACAAUACAACAAAUGGAGCUUCUGGUCCUCUCCACUCUUCAAUGGAGGAUGAACCCAGUGACCCCACUUUCGUUUCUUGAUCACAUCACAAGAAGGCUUGGAUUGAAGAUCCAUCUCCAUUGGGAAUUCCUCAGGCGGUGUGAGAGUCUUCUUCUCUUUCUCAUGGCCGAUUGGAGAUUCGUACGUUAUCUACCUUCUGUCUUGGCAACUGCAACAAUGCUUCACGUUAUUCAUAAAGUUGAGCCUCGUGAUGCAAUUGACUACCAAAAUCAGCUUCUUGGUGUUCUGAAAAUCAGCAAGGAGAAAGUAGAUGAUUGCUAUAAACUCAUUCUAGGGCUGUCAAACACUUGUUUCUAUGACCAAAAAAACCCUCACAAGCGCAAGCAUCAAGAAAUUCCAGGUACCCCAAGUGGUGUAUUUGAUGUAUCUUUCAGCUCUGAUAGCUCAAAUGAUUCGUGGGCUGUGGGAUCACCAGUUUGUUCAUCACCUCAGCCGCUGUUCAAGAAGAGAAGAGUUCAAGAACAGCAAAUGAGAUUGCCAUCUCUCAGCAGGGUGUUUGUGGAUGUUGUCGGCAGGCCCCGUUGAACUCUCUCUCUCUCUCUCUCUCUCUUCACUUAGUAGAUUCUAUACUCUAUAAGUGCUAUUGCUUGUGUCUCUGCGUUUCCAAGUUUCCAACCACUAUCAGUAUAAUAAACAUGAGAAGAUGAAACGAAGAGUUGGUGGUUGCAUGCAGAGCGGCUGGCAUUUUACAGAGGAAAAAAAAGUGAGAGAGAGAAAGAGAGAGAGUAAUGAAUAUCUGUACUGUUUCUCUAUUCAUGUUGUCAUGCCUUCCCUUCUUAUUUCUGUCUCUCUCUCUCCUUUUUGGAGCAUACUUUAUAUGGAC
This is a messenger RNA of Ilex paraguariensis (yerba mate), 1633 nucleotides long. The record is from the annotation of a GenBank genome assembly. NCBI's taxonomy places the organism in Eukaryota, Viridiplantae, Streptophyta, Magnoliopsida, Aquifoliales, Aquifoliaceae.